Messenger RNA from Callorhinchus milii (elephant shark), 2537 nucleotides. Its product is annotated as peroxisome proliferator-activated receptor alpha-like. The record is from RefSeq and is a predicted model, not a curated record. Gene Ontology annotation, cellular component: nucleus. Gene Ontology annotation, biological process: negative regulation of inflammatory response; hormone-mediated signaling pathway; cell differentiation. Lineage: Eukaryota; Metazoa; Chordata; Chondrichthyes; Chimaeriformes; Callorhinchidae. The coding region runs from base 77 to 1489 and encodes 470 amino acids. Gene Ontology annotation, molecular function: RNA polymerase II cis-regulatory region sequence-specific DNA binding; nuclear receptor activity; zinc ion binding. The transcript has 7 exons.
CCACCGAACGUUGCGGCCCUCGGCGUUCGGAAGCCACUAACGGUCGAGGCUCGAGCAUCGCCGCGAGCAGAGUCUAAUGAGCAUUAUACUGCCAAACACAGAAAGCCAAUCUUGUUCAUUGUUGCUGCUGGAAAAUGACUUUGAUAACACCUUGGCUGGAGAACUUGAACAGGAAAUGGAGGAUGUCCAGGAGAUUUCACAGUCUAUAGGGGACAACAGCUCAGAAGGUUUCAGUGGUGAUGAGAACCAGACUUCAGGAAAUGGUCCUGGAUCAAAUGAAACAGUAACAGAUACUUUAACCCCUGCCUCCAGUCCAUCUUCAGUAAACUUCCCUGUAGCAUUGUUAACCCAAGAUGAAGCUUCCACCUCAGGGCUAAGUGUUGAGUGCCGUGUGUGUGGGGACAAGUCCUCUGGCUUCCAUUAUGGCGUACAUGCCUGUGAAGGCUGUAAGGGAUUUUUUCGGAGGACAAUUCGAUUGAAGUUGGACUAUGACCAGUGCGAACGCAAUUGUAAGAUACAGAAAAAGAAUCGCAACAAAUGCCAGUAUUGUCGUUUUCAAAAGUGCCUUCUUGUGGGAAUGUCACACAAUGCCAUUCGAUUUGGCCGAAUGCCACAAUCUGAAAAGGAGAAAUUGAAAGCUGAGAUUCUGACACUAGAGCAAGAUGUACAGAAUUCACAGAUGGCUGAUUUGAAAUCCCUCGCGAAACACAUGUAUGAGGCCUACCUAAAGAACUUUAACAUGAACAAAACCAAAGCCAGAGCUAUCUUGACAGGAAAAGCUAACAACACCCCACCUUUUGUCAUCCAUGACAUGGAGACCUUAUGCAUGGCAGAGGAGAACUUGGUGUCAAAACAAGCUGUGAAUGGGAUGCAGAACAAAGAAGCUGAGGUUAGAAUUUUUCACCGGUGCCAGUACACAUCUGUGGAAACAGUGAGAGAACUGACAGAAUUUGCCAAGUGCAUCCCUGAAUUCAUAAGCCUGGACUUGAAUGAUCAAGUGACCCUAUUAAAAUACGGAGUUUAUGAAGCCAUGUUUGCUAUGUUAGCAUCCAUUAUGAACAAGGAUGGGCUGCUGGUAGCCUAUGGGAAUGGUUUUAUGACUCGAGAGUUUUUGAAAAGUCUGCGGAAGCCAUUUAAUGAGAUAAUGGAACCCAAGUUUGAAUUUGCCAUGAAGUUCAAUGGACUGGAGUUGGAUGACAGUGAUUUAGCUCUCUUUGUGGCUGCCAUCAUUCUCUCUGGAGAUCGACCAGGUCUGGUGAAUGUGUCACAAAUCGAACAAAUGCAAGAGAGCAUCGUUCAAGCACUUAGACUCCACCUGCAUAGUAACCAUCCAGAUGCUGCCUACCUGUUCCCAAAACUUCUUCAGAAGUUGGCUGACCUCCGGCAGCUGGUUACAGAGCACGCUCAACUUGUUCAAAAGAUCAAGAAGACUGAGGCAGACACUUCCCUACAUCCACUUCUGCAGGAAAUUUACAGGGAUAUGUACUAACACUAACACAGGCUCAAAACUGUAUCAGAGUUCACAAGCUUGUGGCACUACUCCAAAUAAUUAAGAGUGCAAGGAUUGCUUGAUUAAUCGGCAAUUGUUUGUUCCGUUGCUCUUCACUCAGGUAACUAUAACACAAUUGGCUGGGGAAAUGCAAUCUGGGAUUACAUACUGUACCUUACCUUAUUAAAUGUACAGGAAUUGAUUUGAAGUAAAUUGGUUCAUCCUUCAUGUAAUACAAAUAAUGCACUACAUUUGUUUGUUUAUGAUUGAAGCAUACGUUUAAUUCAGAUUGUUUUACUGUCUGAACUGGUGUCUUUCCUUGAUCAAAAUCUUAGAAGAUAUCAGAUCACAAGAUGGAAAUGUAAAUUUGUUGAAAAUGUUAUAAUUACUGUAUCUUUUAAUUUGACCAAGAAAGGCUUGGUAUCCUAAGAGUGAAUUAAUCCAGAAAUGUCAAUCAUUGCACUCCUAAUAAUGAACAAGUGUGAAAGAGUCCACUAUUUUUUCAUAAACGUCACAAACUCAAAGAUUUAAUGCCAUAUUGUCCUUUACGUUUCAAAUAAAAUGAGAAUGCUCAUUAUAUUUGAAGUCAGAUAUUUUUAGAUGUGAUUUUAACAAACUGAUGUAAACUGUAUACCUUUGUAUAUUUUGCACAAAAAGGGAAAAGCUACAAAUUUUGAACAGCAAAUGUUUUGAUAAUUAUGAUAGUCCAAGACAAUUCAGUUAAAACAACAGUUAAAGAGAGAUCAAACCCACUAUUAAUUAAUUUAAAAUAGAAGGAUUAUGAUGCCUGGCUUGGAAAUGCCUUCAUCCACAUUGUGGUGAGAUUACUUGGAUUUUUGGUUUUAGGGGAUACUGUUGAAAUUCUAGUUUUCCUACAAUGUUUAAUUUUCCAUUCAAAACUAUUUUUUAAAACUAUGCUUUUUCUUAAAACUGGUAAUUGACAAGAAUCUUUGACAUCAGCAUGUGUUAAUUACACACAGUGCCUUUAAGGAUAACUAAUCCUUAUUUUUUUUUAAUUAUUGAUCACCUCCCCUUCCCCCACCUCCUC